This is a messenger RNA of Condylostylus longicornis, 1659 nucleotides long. Its product is annotated as proliferation-associated protein 2G4. NCBI's taxonomy places the organism in Eukaryota, Metazoa, Arthropoda, Insecta, Diptera, Dolichopodidae. The coding region runs from base 97 to 1299 and encodes 400 amino acids. The record is from RefSeq and is a predicted model, not a curated record. The transcript is spliced from 8 exons.
UUAUCCGCUCUCUUUUCUUGAUUCGAUUAAUGUUAAAUUUACUUUUAUAAAGUUCAUUUUGAUUUUUUUUAUUUAAAAAAUUGUAUAUAUAAAAAAAUGGCUGAUGACAAGGAUGUUAAUGAGAAAACUUGUGCGGAGGAUAUUGUUGUCACAAAAUACAAAAAUGCUGGAGAAAUCGUUAAUCGAACUUUGAAAACAGUAAUUGGCCUGUGCGUGGCAGAUGCUUCAGUAAGGGAAAUUUGUUCAAAAGGUGAUGAAUUACUUUUAGAGGAAACAGGAAAGGUAUUUAAAAAAGAAAAAGAUUUAAAAAAAGGUAUCGCUUUUCCAACAUGUUUAUCAGUUAAUAAUUGCGUGUGUCAUUUUUCACCAACUAAAAAUGAUCCCGAUUAUACCUUAAAAGAGGGAGAUGUUGUAAAGAUCGAUUUGGGAGCUCAUAUAGACGGCUUUAUAGCUGUCGCUGCUCAUACGAUUGUUGUUGGUGCUAGUGCAGACAAAAAAGUAGAUGGACGAAAAGCUGAUGUAGUUCUGGCCGCAUAUUGGGCGGUUCAGGCAGCUUUGAGGAUAAUAAAAAAUGGUGCAAAUAAUUACGCUAUUACUGAUGCAGUACAAGAAAUUGCCGAUUCAUAUAAAUGUAAACCCAUUGAAGGAAUGUUGAGUCACCAACUUAAACAAUUUCGUAUUGAUGGUGAAAAAACGAUAAUUCAGAAUCCUAAUGAAGCUCAACGUAAAGAACAUGAAAAAUGUGAAUUUAAAACUCAUGAAGUAUAUGCAAUAGAUGUUAUAGUCAGUACUGGUGAAGGAAUUGGUAGAGAGAAAGAUACUAAAAUUUCUAUAUAUAAGAAAACCGAUGAAAAUUAUCAAUUAAAAUUAAAAAAUGCAAGAGCUUUACUGGCUGAGGUCAAAGCAAAACAUGGCAAUAUGCCUUUUAAUCUUAGACACUUUGCAGAAGAAACAAAAGCUAGAAUGGGUGUUGUCGAAUGUAUUUCGCAUAAAAUGAUUGAAGCUUUCCAUGUAUUAUAUGAAAAGCCAAGUGAAUAUGUUGCCCAAUUCAAACAUACAGUUUUAUUAAUGCCAAACGGUGUCAAUUUGGUAACAGGUUUACCAUUUGAAGAAGAUUUUUAUGUUAGCGAACAUUCUGUUACAAAAGAAGAAUUAAAGAAUUUACUUAGUCAGCCAAUCGAUCCUAAAAAAAGUGCAAAGAAAAAAGGGGGUAAAAAAAAAUCUGCCGGUGAAUCAGAUACGUCCACCACGGCAACUACUAAAGUAGAAACAGCACCAGAAGUUACAACAAAAGCCUAAUUAUUACCCAUUAAAUCAAAACUUAAAUAAUAAACAAGAAACUUUUUUAUGCUGUCUGAUUACGAAGAUUAAGAAAAAAAAACGUUUUUAUUGAAAUCUGUAAUUGAAAAAUUAAAGUAUGAUUUUUAACGUAAGAUUCACGUUAAGACUUAAUUAAAAAAAAGCAAGAAAUUUUAAUCUAAACAAAAAUAAAAAAAAAAACUAAAAUAUAGCAAUAAGAAUUUAAAAUUUCCGUUAAUACAUUUUUUAAUUUCUUUACUAUUUCUAUUUUUCUGUUAACAUCUUGAUGAAUGAUUUUUAUGUGAGAAAAAAUCUGUACCGUUUUUUGAUUGAUCAAAUUAAAUGUAAUUGUUUGGAACA